CACACUAUGGGCGUAGGUCAAUCACUUAAACGUUUACGCGCACAAACCUCACGGUGAUGGGUAUGCAGUCUAUUAGUUCAGAUAAAGAAGACAAGGAGGAAGCUGAAAUGGAUCUUCCAGUUUCGUGUAGUUUUACUGAUCAAGCUAAGCAACGUGAAAAUCACCAGAAAAAAAUUAGUAAAACAAUUAUUGAAAAUCGCAUAAAAACCAAAGCACUCCGCAAAGCUAAGCGUGGUGUACGCAAACAAACAGAUGUCUGUCAGUUUAGUGAAAUAGAGCAUCAAGAAAUCCAAUAUAUACCGCUGAAGGAUAAGGAAAAGUCAAAUGAUUAUCUAGAGGAGGAAUUUAACUGUCCGGGAUAUUUUAACCCAUCAGAUCAUCUUCAGUUUGAUGAAGACGAUGGUGAUCAACCUUCCAUACCAAAUAAAUCUCAAUCCUUGGACAUAUCAGCCAGCUGUUCACCAAACGAGAAUGAACUACUAUACAGCAACGAGUCCGAUGAAGGUUAUGAUGGCAGUGAAGAGCACGAUAAGAAGAAAUCAAAGACAAUACUUUUUGACAAUGUUGAUUGUUUUACAAUCAACUCCAACACCUUGAAAUACAAAGGAUCUGAUUUUGAAACACGAAAUCACAAGUCAUGGAAAAAGAUAAACAGGUUGAAUGGGAUUCAUGUUCGAAUGCUGGAUAGCGCAAAUAUUGAAAACACAGCUCGUCAAACAUGUGACAGUUUUCGAAAAAAACUAUUGUAUUCUUCUUCGUAUUCCGGGAGGUAUGGAGAUGUUAAACGAGUCACACCAAGCUUACUGAAAAACUUAUCAAGAAAAAAGAAAGCUAGAGCUGGAAUGCGUUAACUAUUUGGCUAGAAAUCCUGUAAAUAUGAUUUUUAUUUGUUCCAUCAUUAAUUUGGUUAUCGCUCAAUGACGCCAUUCGGUCUACUGCUUAUUAGAGUAACCUGUGUUUAUGUGAUAUAGAGCGCGGUGAUACUUGUAUUUUAGUCAUUGCAGCGUGCAUCUCACUAUCUGAAAAUACGUCUAGUCACUUUUCUUUAGAGAGAUAUAAUUGUAUUAACCAUAAGCCCUAUCCAGACCAAAAUCCUCUUGUUGUCAUGCUUUUACUUAAGAUUCAUCUCCCGCUUAUGAAUGCCACAACUUGACAACUGAGUUACUACCCCGGAAGUUUUGGUAUGAGUUUCUUGGUGUAUUAAGGUUACAUUUAUUUCUCG
Schistosoma rodhaini is the source of this 1222-nucleotide messenger RNA. NCBI's taxonomy places the organism in Eukaryota, Metazoa, Platyhelminthes, Trematoda, Strigeidida, Schistosomatidae. The record is from the annotation of a GenBank genome assembly.